Paraglomus brasilianum is the source of this 1713-nucleotide messenger RNA. Lineage: Eukaryota; Fungi; Glomeromycota; Glomeromycetes; Paraglomerales; Paraglomeraceae. The record is from the annotation of a GenBank genome assembly.
AUGGCAGCUGGGCCUGUAAUUCGCAAGCAGAGUGAACGGUCCCUGCAAAUAACACUACCGAAAUCGACUAGACAUCCUACCUUAUCAUAUAGACACCCAGCAUUGUACAUAGCGGCGAGUGCAAAUCUGAUCAAACACGCAAAACUGCUGGCAAUCUCUUUUACAUGGAAUACAAGCGUGGAACCAAGUUAUGUCUCUCGUCAUGUAAUGAAAACUAGAAGGUUGAUAGAGCAGCGCUCUUCCUCCGAACCGCCACAACAAAAACAGGCAGAUUAUGAUUUAAACCAGCAGGCUGUAAUCAAACAUAGAAACCCGUUGUCCUCUGGAAAGUUGUCUAGAGAUGCAUUCACAAAGAGCAAUCACGAAACAGUAGUAUUGUCGGACUCUCGCAAUAACCAUACUACUAAUAAGCUUCUUCUUGACGACAAUGCAUCAACUGGUAUUAUUAACGUGAACUUUCCAGAAUCAGACGUAACAGAAUCGGGUAAAACAGUAUUCAAUCGUAUUCGUAUUAGUGACUAUUCUACCGAAAUGGAACGAGUGACUUCCAGCGCAAUGACGUCAAUCGCUAAGCGUCGUAAAUUACUAGUUGCGUCUUCGUCCAGUAACGACUCAUACAUUGCUGAUGUGAAUCUGGAUAUAGAACGCAAAAACUGGCAAGGGGGAAAGAACCAGUCUACAAGACAUGCAUACGAUCGAGCUGCGACUAGUAAAAUGUCUUCCGAAACUAUUGAGACUAAACCGAAAGCAGACAAUAACAAUUACAAUAACCAAUUUAUUCUGCAUACGGCAACACACAAUAAAGCAAACAUGCAUAUUGAUAACAGUCGGGAUGCGUUCCGUAUAGUCUGUCCAGACAUUGUCGUCGCCCCACCAGGAGAUCUGUUUCUCGAAACAAAAUGCUUGAAAUUGGACCGAGAAAUUGAUGAUGUUGUAGAUAGCUUGCGAGUAGUGCGAGAGUUUGUACGGUUUAAAGAGUCUCAUGAGCAAAACGAUGACGAAUUAGAAACGUCAAUGAAACUUUUUAAACAUCACUCUGCUCGUUUGCAAACGCUGAAGAAUCAGAGAGCUCAGUACAUGAAGCAAGCAAUGGAAAAUGUGUUAUCACCUGAGAAGACAAAGGUUUCUAUUGCUACAUGGUUCUUAGACACGUUGACGAAGGCCGUCUAUUAUACGAUACUCGUAGAACAAUACGACUCGGAUGGAAUUUUGAAAUUUGGGUGGAUUAUUCCACGUCGUUACAGCGAAUUUGUCAGUUUGUACUCGAAGCUGAAAGGGAGUGUUGAAGGCAUCGACAAGUUGGAUUUACCAAGUAAGCGAUAUUUUUUCAACCAGGAACCAACGUUUCUCAGUGAACGUCAGAGUCAAUUAGAACAAUACUUACAGAGCCUAGUGAGUAACUUUGAAGUUUGCGAAUCGACGGCACUUAGUAGCGCCGUUGGUGAUGUUAUUCGUGAGAGCAGAAAAUGGCUUGCAAUAAACGAUGAUGAUUAUGCUGCUCAGCUUCGCAAGAAUCGAAGACCAAAGUGGCCUGCACUUGAGCAAGCCAUAACUAUUUGGCUUGAAAAACUUCUUCUUGGAAAUCAGGAGAGCACUUUAUUGCAGAACUUAAUAGAUCGCCUACCAUAUAAUGAGAAAUUGACAUAUGUUAAAGAGGCCUCAUUACAUAAAAUCGUUGGACGAAUAUUAUUUAAUGUUAUUAUUGUUUAUUAG